AUGGGUGUGAGCCAUGACAACGAUCACCCGUCCUGCGCCAACAGCCUGCACAUAAUGUCGGGCGAGUGGAUCAAAGGGCAGAAUCUGGGCGAUGUUUCCUGGUCUCGCUGCAGCCGUGAAGACGUGGAGAGGUUCUUGAGGUCCAAAUCCAGCAGCUGUCUUUUGCAGACAGACCCCCUAAGUCUGAAUUCCGUGAUCUUGCCAUCCAAACUCCCAGGCAUGUCCUACACUGCAGAUGAGCAGUGUCAGAUCCUCUUUGGGCCAACAGCAUCUCACUGCAAGAGCAUGCAGCACGCAAUGUGUUCUGGCCUCUGGUGUCGUGUUGAUGGAGAGCAGGAGUGUAAAACCAAGCUGGACCCACCCAUGGACGGCACUGAGUGUGACACGGGAAAGUGGUGCCGAGCCGGGGAGUGUGCGAGUGGGACGGCGCAGCCGGUGAACACCAUAGGCCAGUGGAGUGCCUGGGGCCCAUGGGGGCCCUGCAGUCGAACCUGCGGCACGGGGAUCGAUACCCGGCAGCGCAAGUGUGAGAGCCCAAGAUCCAGCAGGAUAGUAUGGGACUGCAUGGGGCCAACGAUACAACAGAAGCUGUGCGAGAACCUCCCCUGUUCACCCGGGCUGCCUGGCUUCAGGGACUUACAGUGCCAGACAUUCAACCGGCCAUCGCUCCGCUGGUACGCCGUCAUGGAUGAUGAGAGGCCGUGCACCCUCUUUUGCUCCACAUCUGGGAAGGAGCAGCCCGUCCUGCUUGCAGACAAGGUCCUGGAUGGAACCCGGUGCGGCCCGCAGGAGUCCGGCGUUUGUGCCAACGGGACUUGUCAGAAAGUGGGCUGUGAUGCCAUCCUGGGGUCCCUGGCCAGCGAGGACCACUGUGGAGUUUGCAAUGGGAAUGGCAAGUCCUGCAAGGUCAUAAAAGGUGACUUCAACCAGACCCUUGGACCAGGCUAUGUAGAGGCGGUGGUCAUUCCCACUGGGGCUCGGAGGAUCAGAGUCGUAGAGAAGAAGCCCACUCAGAGCUACCUCGCUCUCAAAGAUGCCAGCAAGCAAUCGAUUAACAGCAACUGGAAAAUCGAGCUUCCGGGCACUUUCAACAUCGCCGGGACGACGGUACACUAUGUCAGAAGGGGUCUGUGGGAGAAGAUGUCUGCCAAAGGUCCCACCACUUCCCCACUGCAUCUUAUGGUGCUGCUCUUCACCAACCAGAGUUGCGGGAUCCACUAUGAAUACACCAUCCCAGUUGAGGCGUCCUUGGUGGGGCGGGCCAGCGAGCCUCUCUAUAUGUGGACCCACUCCGGUUGGGAAGACUGCCAUGCUGUGUGUGGAGGAGGAGAAAGGAGGACCAUGGUGACCUGCACUGAGAUUGUCAACAAGACAACGAGCGUGGUGGACAGCCGGAAGUGCAGCCACCUGACGAGACCAGAGCCACAAGUACGCAAGUGCAAUGAGCAGCCCUGCCAGACCAGGUGGAUGAUGACAGAGUGGACAUCCUGCUCGAGGACCUGUGGGAAGGGUUCCCAGAGCCGGCAAGUGGCCUGCACCCUGCAGCUACGCAACGGUACCCUAGUAAAGGCCAAGGAACGGGACUGCAUGGGCCCCAAGCCCGCGACCAGUCAGCGGUGCGAGGGCCAGGAUUGCCUGACCGUGUGGGAGGCUGGCGUGUGGUCUGAGUGCUCAGUGAAGUGCGGCAGAGGGGCUCGGCACCGGCCUGUGAAAUGCACCAACCCGCGGCGCAAAUGUGACCUGUCAACUGUGCCGCGCGAGGUGGAGGACUGCGAGGACUACUCCAAGUGCUACGUCUGGAGGACUGGAGACUGGGCCAAGUGCUCUGUUACCUGUGGCAAAGGCAUGCAGUCGCGUGUCAUCCAGUGCAUGCACAAGAUCACGGGGCGCCACGGAAACGAGUGCUUCUCAUCCGAAAAGCCGGCGGCGUACCGGCCGUGCCACCUGCAGCCUUGCAACGAGCGCGUCAAUGUCAACACCAUCACUUCGCCGCGCCUCGCCGCCUUGACAUUCAAGUGCCUUGGGGACCAGUGGCCGGUGUACUGCAAGGUGGUCCGGGAGAAGAACCUGUGCCAGGACAUGCGAUGGUACCAGCGCUGCUGCGAGACCUGCAGGGACUUUUACGCUCAGAAGAUGCAGCUGAGAAGUUGACACCACCAGAGAAGGACGGUUUCACUUUAUUUAUACCAAGUGCACUUAUUAAAAAAAAAAAAAAAAAAGUACAUAUGUCAAGCAAACUCAUCUGUUUCCAACUUAUUUAAUCGUUGUAAUUUAUUUUUUUGGUAUUCUGCUGAUUGUGCCUAUUAGUAAUGAACGCUUUCUGAUGAAGACUCUCUAAUAGUUUUGUUUCUGGCAUACCUCCUCAAGGAGAACAGGUGCUGUACCUUACAUGCAGUAAAUGCAGCUAUAAGCAGCAGUUUACAUUGCAAUGGGAUUCUGGGUUGGAAUCGCUCAACUUGCUCAUUCAUCAGGGUGUAAGAACCCAAUACCUUCUGCCUAAAAGAUCUGGUAUUUGUAGGGCCUUGACUGCUUCCUCUUUCUUUUGUUCUGUCUGCUGGUCUUACAGCACCUUUGCAUGACAACAGUAGACGCUACAUCACACCGGUUUUAUUUUCACUGUAAAAUUCCAAUAUUCUUUGUAACUUUUAGUUUAAGUAUUACAUAAAAGGCUAGUUGUGCUGUCUGCAGUUUUAGGGCAGAUGGAUAAGGGUUUAAUUAAAUGUAGAGUCAUCCCCUACUGGAUAAUAUCUGUGCCUUUUUAACUGCUCCAUCCUUUGUGUCUAAAAUGACAGUAAAGUCAGUGAAACAGUGGUAUUUAAAAAGUAAUUGGUAUAACAAUUUACAGUACACUGGUUCCUCAUACUGCAACGCUGAAUUGGACAAGGGUUUAUAGGCAGUGAGUGACUGUUAGCUGCACGGUGUGUUGCUGAUUUUUUUAAGAUAAAAUGUUCUUUUAUUUCUUAAUUUUCACAUUUACCUGAUGCUUUUCUCUAAAGUGAUUUAUAUUACUGAGCUAUUCACAAUUGUUUACCCUUUCAUAUGGCUAGACAAUUUUUUCCCCCGAAGAAAUUCGGGGUAUUAAAAAUACAAUACUUGGUAGGAUUUCAACCUCCUACCUGGAGGGCCAAAGGCAGCAGCUCAAAUCACUACACUACCAGCUGCCCCCAUGGUUUUUAAUGACAUUUUUAUUACUUGUCUUUUAUUCAGUGUGGUGGUGGUGGUGAAAGUGGCUGAGCUGGUGAACAAUUUUAAAUUAGAAAGAGACUUCUGGCUCCAAUUGUGGUGGUAAGUUGAGGAGUCAGUGUAUUUCAAUAAAUGAGUAAAUCACACAGAGCCGACCAGGUCACAUCCCUGCUCUGAAUUCAUCAGUGCAACAACAAUAAUAACUCUAUUAUCAUUAUUCUAAUAAUAAAUUCCAUCAAAUUCUAUCAGAAUGUGUCAAAAAUAUGACCGCUUAACAGUGCAAAUGUACGAUAUUUCGGACUGGAGGGGCUGAAAAAAGUGCCUUCUGGGGUCCAGCAUCUGACUG
This is a messenger RNA of Scleropages formosus (Asian bonytongue), 3529 nucleotides long. Its product is annotated as A disintegrin and metalloproteinase with thrombospondin motifs 19-like. Gene Ontology annotation, molecular function: metalloendopeptidase activity. Gene Ontology annotation, biological process: proteolysis; extracellular matrix organization. Lineage: Eukaryota; Metazoa; Chordata; Actinopteri; Osteoglossiformes; Osteoglossidae. Bases 1 to 2151 code for a protein of 716 amino acids. The transcript has 15 exons. The record is from RefSeq and is a predicted model, not a curated record. Gene Ontology annotation, cellular component: extracellular matrix.